AUGGAAGGUAGAGAGGCUCUGCGGCUCAGGUAUCGUCGUCCCCAACUGAAGCCUGAGCAGGAUGAAGACUCUGACGGCGAGGAGGAGCCUCACCUGUCCUUGCGUCCGUGGGAGGGGCCGGGAUCCGGGGUGCAGCAGGUCAUUCACAGCGGACACUUCAUGGUCUCGUCCCCACACAUCGAGCACACCCCGAAGAAGGGCUACGACUUCGACACGGUCAACAUGCAGACGUGUCAGACCUACCACUUUGGGAAAGCCAGCAUGUCCCACAUCUCCAUCGACGCCUCGCUCACCAAACUGUUCGAAUGCAUGACACUGGCUUACAGUGGGAAGCUGGUGUCUCCCAAAUGGAAGAACUUUAAGGGCCUGAAGCUGCUGUGGAGGGACAAGAUCCGCCUGAACAACGCCAUAUGGAGAGCCUGGUACAUUCAGUACGUGGAGAAGAGAGAGAACCCCGUGUGCCACUUUGUCACGCCCCUGGAUGGAAGCCUGGACCUGGACAUCCACCGAACGGCUGAGGCCAUCGCCAAUGAAGGCAGGGGCUGGAAAAGAAGAAUAGAAAUAGUCAUCAGGGAAUAUCACAAAUGGAGGACUUACUUUAAGAAGCGAUUACAGAAACACAAGGAUGAAGAUCUGUCGAGCUUACUCAAGGACCCAAAGGAGCAGUUGUGUCUGUUCGGGGAAGUGUCUCCAGACAUGCUGCGUUUCCCUCCUUACCAGGAUGAAGACUUGGUCCUGCGACGAAUGCCCCGCAAAGGCCUGGAGAGCUCCCCCGCCCCCAUGGAGAUGGACUCUCUGUUUGACAUGGACGUGCUCAUGUCCGAGUUCGCAGACACGCUCUUCUCCACACUGGCCUCGCACCAGUCCAUCCCCUGGCCCAACCCCCGCGAGAUAGCUCACGCAGGGAACGCAGACAUGAUCCAGCCGGGCCUCAUCCCUCUGCAGCCGAACCUGGGCUUCAUGGAGACGUUCGACCCGUUACAAGACUUAUUUCACAGCAUCCGUCCGCCCGCCUACCCCUCCGCUCCCCCCACUGCCACAUCUGCCCCCUCCUUAGACAGCAGCGUCUGCCCAUCACAGGCCCAGCUUCUGUCCUCCAUGCAGCUCCCUCCCUCUGGGCACUUGUCUCCAGCCGGCCCCCUGCUCCUGCCCUCCCCCAUGGCCGAACAGAGCGCAGACCCCAGCAGAGGCAGCACCACAGACUUCACACCCGCUUACAUGCCUUUGUUCUCAGAGCAGGUUCCCCCCAGCACUCGCCCUGGUGCUCGGCUAGUCUCCUCCGGACCUCCUCCUCCUCCUCCCCUGGACCUCUCUGGACCUGCUCUGAGCAAGCCGCACCCCGCUCCCUCCACGGCCCACAACGAAGCUCCCAGGUCCCAGGACUACGGCCCGGCCACUCCCCCGCAGCGUCCAGCCCUCGCUCCCAUGCCCUCCCCUCCUGUGCCCCAGACGUUCAUCCUGCCCCCGCCGUAUCACCCAGUCAGCGCCGGCAAAACCCGUCCAGUGAAACGCAUCGCUCCGGCCAACGCACUCCCAGCCCCGCAGCUCAUCUUCACAGGUCCCUUCUCCAGUCAUGCGAGUGCUGUGAUCAUGACACCCACCCACCUGAAGGCGGAGGUGAUUCCAAGCACAGGAGUGGUCAUCGCCUCCUCUCCUCUAUCUGCGACUCAGAGCUUCAACGUUGUGUCUCAAACUCAGAACUCUCCACAGCCGCUAAUACAAAAUGACAACUGCUUUUCCAGUCCCCAAAGUUCCAGAGCUUCUCCCAGCACUGUGCAAAGUCAUUCGGGCUCAGGUUCUCCCUGUGGGCUGGACCAGGAGCCCAGUCCUCAGUCCUCCAUCAGCAGCAGCAGCUCAGCACUCGUGAAGAAUGAACAACAUCAGGGCCGCAGAUCCACACACAUCUCUGCCGAACAGAAGAGGCGCUGCAACAUCAACAACGGCUUCAAGACUCUGUGUGCCCUGGUGCCUCCUCUCAAGUCUCAGACCAAUAUCAGCAAUGCCGUCACGCUGCAGAAGACCGUGGAUCACAUCGGGAAGCUGCAGCAGGAGCGGCAGCAGAUGCAGGAGGAGGUGCGCAAGCUGAAGGAGGAGAUCGAGGAGCUCAACGCCUCCAUCAGCUCGUGUCAGGAGCAGCUUCCUGUCACCGGAGUCCCCGUCACUCGCCACAGAGACGACCACAUGCGGGAGAAGUUCAAUGAGUACGUCAAGAUGCGCACGCUGCUCAACUGGAAGUUCUGGGUCUUCAGCAUCAUAAUCAAGCCGCUGUUCGAGUCGUUUAACCGCAUGGUCCUGACCACGAGCCAAACUGAGCUGUGCCAGAGUACGCUGCAGUGGCUGGACCGACACUGCUCCCUCCCCGAGCUCCGCCCCAUGGUGCUGCUUACGCUCCGGCAGCUCUGCACCAGCACCUCCAUCCUCACGCAGCCCACUCUGGUGCCGGACGAGGCGCUGAAGGCCGUGUCUCAAACAGAACCAUGA
Messenger RNA from Knipowitschia caucasica, 2481 nucleotides. The record is from the annotation of a GenBank genome assembly. NCBI's taxonomy places the organism in Eukaryota, Metazoa, Chordata, Actinopteri, Gobiiformes, Gobiidae.